Molecule: messenger RNA, 1741 nt
Organism: Neogale vison (American mink)
Lineage: Eukaryota; Metazoa; Chordata; Mammalia; Carnivora; Mustelidae
Gene: ANKRD34C
Product: ankyrin repeat domain 34C
Exons: 2
Coding region: 67-1671 (534 amino acids)
Molecular function (GO): protein binding
Source: RefSeq, a predicted model, not a curated record
GUGGUUUCCUCCACGACAUUUGAGGUCUGAUCGCUGCGGUGGCCCGGAGGCGCUGCCGAGGCCGGGAUGAUGGACGACGACACGGAGCUGAGGACCGAUGGGAACUCCCUCCUGAAGGCGGUGUGGCUGGGGAGGCUCAGGCUGACCAGGCUCCUCCUGGAAGGGGGCGCGUACAUCAACGAGAGCAACGACAAAGGGGAGACGGCCCUCAUGGUGGCGUGCAUCACCCAGCACGUGGACCAGCAGAGCACCAGCCGGCCCAGGAUGGUGAAGUACCUGCUGGACCAGAGGGCAGACCCCAACAUCCAGGACAAGUCCGGCAAGACGGCUCUCAUCCACGCCUGCAUCCGGAGGGCGGGGGGCGACGUGGUGUCCCUGCUCCUGGAGAACGGCGCCGACCCCAGCCUCGAAGACCGCACGGGGGCUUCGGCCCUGGUCUACGCCAUCAACGCCGAUGACAAGGACGCCCUGAGGCACCUGCUGGACGCCUGCAAAGCCAAAGGGAAGGAGGUGAUCAUCAUAACAACCGCUAAGUCGUCGUCAGGCACCAAAACCACCAAGCAGUAUCUCAACGCCCCUCCGUCGCCCGGAGGGGAAGCCCGCCAGUCCCCUCCACUGUGCACGUCCCCCUCGGACAUCGAACUGAAGGCUCCAGGCCGGGGCGCCCCACCCACGGACAGGGAGGACGACUUCUUCAGCCUCCAGUCAGGGCGUCUGGCCGGCAACAUGGCCAGGCCUCUCAACGAGCCCGGGUCGCCCCUCCGGAAAGUGGGGAACCUCAAGCGGGCCCGCCUGCCCCAGCUGAAGAGGCUGCAGUCCGAACCCUGGGGCCUGAUUGCGCCGUCCGUGCUGGCAGCCGGCGCGCGUCAGGAAGAGACCCACGGCCCCGGCCCGGACAGCGAGGUCAUCAAGAGCUUCAGUGAUGUGUCCUUCCCCAAGAGGGGGCCGCUCUCCAGAACCAGCAGCAUCGAUGGCAAAGACCCCACCUUCUUCCCCACUGUCGCCGAGCAGGUGCAGAAGAUCACGGCCUCCCCGGGACCAGCAUCCUGGAAGGCCGCCCACGAGAAGGGUCAGGCUUCCCACCCCCGUCUCGCCCGGAGAGGAACUCUCCCCGUUGACCAGGAGAAGGUGGGUAUCGGUCCAGCAGGCCCCCCUGCUCUCAAAGAUCCCGUGUCCCUCAAGUGGCUGGAGAAUGAUUUGCACGACUUAGAUUUACAGACUGGGGCCGACCAGCUCAGCUCGGUCUCCCUGGAAUCAAGCAAAGGGCCCUUGGACAGGAAGAGGCUCGACGGCUCCUUCCUGGCUCUCUUCCACGGCUCACGGGAGUCCCUGGACGCCGCGCCCAGCACGUCCCCCAGCUCGGCACGCCGCCGGCCACCGCCUCUGCUGGAAAGGCGAGGUUCUGGAACUCUGCUGCUGGACCGAAUUUCGCACACCAGGCCCGGCUUCCUGCCGCCUUUAAACGUCGGUGGGAACCCACCUAUCCCUGACAUCAGAUCCAGCAGCAAACCGUCUUCUCCACUUGCGAGCGGCUUGAAAUCCAUGGUUCCCGUAGCGCCCAGUUCACCCAAGAGAGCGGACCUGAGAGGCAGACGGGCGCUCCUGCGGAGACACUCCAUGCAGGCCGAGCAGAUGAGGCAGCUGUCGGACUUCGAGCAGACCGUCACCUAGCAGUGGCCGGCGGGCUGUAAACCACAGAACUCUGCGCAGUUACUGGAAGGCACCCUCAUCUAGAGCAACA